GGUGCUCUCCUUUCUCCUAGACUACUUAGAUCCCACACGGAGAUUCUCUGCCCAGACUGCACUUGAAGACACACAGCGAGUGAACCAGGGCUACCUGCCCAGGCCAGGAGAGGCAUUAAUAUCUGCAAGAUUUAGAUAAUUUGUUCAAAAAGAAUGCUCUAGAGAUAACAAACGAGACAGAUCUGUGCAAUCUUUAUUUCAGAAAACCUAAAGGUAUAAGGCGUGUGGCGGAGUAAAGUUCAACUGCUGUUGUUCAGAAGUGUUGGAUCAUCGGAAGUGAUCUAUUACCGUGGAACUGGUUGUGCCAUCCUGCUCCUUUAGCCGCUGCAAACAUGGAUAAAUCCACAAAAGAGCUCUUCUUGAACUUUAUGGUGGUUUUGAUGACCGUGCUACUUAUGUGGCUACUUGUUAAGUCUUAUCAGGAGUGAGGCACUGUCUUCAAUGUAAAACCAGCUUUUACAAUAAAUUGUGGGAGUUUGCCAUGGCUCUGUUCCUCUUUUACCAUCCAGUGGCUGCCGUCAGAUCAUUUAACCUGGGCAAUCACUUGCUUGAAUUCUGGUUUAUUUUCUACAUUUCAUCUUUUGCCUGAUGCUCUAUUUUCACCCCCUGAAAUGUAUCUGAAAGGGCAUGUGUCACCCCUUCAUGAUUUAGGAGCACAAUUGUGAAGUAUGAAAUUCCCAGUCAUGAACAAAGUCCCUCCACAGUAUCAGCUUUGUAGCUCUAUGCACAACUACAAUGGUUGUGUGUCAUGGGUGACAAUUUAAUAUAUUCUCACCAUUUGUGAAUCUGCAUAAGAUGACACAGCAGUGACAAUAUUACCACCAAGGGUGUCAUCUUAUUCAAACAGAAGCUUUGUAUAACUUAAGCAUUUUCUUUCAUAACCUCACACCUGCACUUCUCAAUCUUGGUGUAGCUGGUACUUGGUGUAGCUUUAAUGGUUUUUCACUGGGGUCUCAAUAUUCUAUGGGAUGACACAUGCCCUUUAGUUCCCACAGCUACCUCUUCUGCUAUUUGUAAUAUAAUGUGCUAGCUUAUGUGUUUUUUGCUUAUCUAAUUGUAUUUCAAAGAAAAUGUUGACAGUCAAUGCAAAUAUACUCCCACAUAGAGUGGCACUGCUAAAUUACAAAUUGUUAUUAAUUAAUUUCUGUACCAUGCACAGUCUGUUUUCUACGUUUUGUUCUUUCUAUUCCUUUUAAUGCCUUACCUUGAAAUGAAUUUUCUUUGCUUCAUCUUCACUUUAGAAAUGUCCUGUAAUAUUGCUCUGGCUUUAUCAAUCAAGUGUCACAGAUUGAAGCUUUCUUUAAUUAUGUAGCUCAAUAAUUAUACUCAAGUGAUUUUUCAGAAGGCAAAAGAUUAAUAUAUCAUCCCUUCAUGCAUCACUUUGUUGUAAUUAAAUAUACAUCCAAGCUUU
Molecule: messenger RNA, 1411 nt
Organism: Amblyraja radiata (thorny skate)
Lineage: Eukaryota; Metazoa; Chordata; Chondrichthyes; Rajiformes; Rajidae
Gene: sln
Product: sarcolipin
Exons: 2
Coding region: 333-428 (31 amino acids)
Cellular component (GO): membrane
Molecular function (GO): enzyme regulator activity
Source: RefSeq, a predicted model, not a curated record